Molecule: messenger RNA, 808 nt
Organism: Owenia fusiformis
Lineage: Eukaryota; Metazoa; Annelida; Polychaeta; Sabellida; Oweniidae
Source: the annotation of a GenBank genome assembly
CCCGGAAGUAAACAAACUUAAAUCUUUUGCAAAUUUGAAAGAUGCAAACAUGUUUAUUAUGUGACUUUACUCUACUCUCUGUGAAUCUACAAUAUGUUCACUGAGGAUACGCAAUUUGGACGGUAUGUAGUCUAGUGGUGCCUUGACUGCUCGGAUGGUUGGAAGACUUCAAAUUGAGGAAAUACACAUACCAGGACUACUGUUCAGUUUUGGAGUCUUCAAAAACAAUUGUGCAACAUGUGACAAAGUUAAAUUAACAUAUUAUUGAUAUCAUCAGAGAGACAUUGACUCAUAAUUGUUCCCCGAAAUGGAGGUUUGUUUUUUGAGUGCAGUACAAGGUCCCCUUCAAGCAUUCUUGAGGCCAGGACUUUGGUUCCCAGGAUUAAAUCUUCUACAUACCUGUACAGAACAAUGGGUGUCGACUGAGCCCCCUGAUGUUCUCUUAGAUGAUUUAGUUCACAGUAUAGAAGCAUACAGUCAAUUAGAACAGAGAGAAUCCUGGUGCAAUAUUAUCCAGCUACAUAAAGUGGAUAGAGAGAAUAACAGAGUAACAAUCCUAGCUUACACUAGGGCAGAGUGGCUAGAUGUGGUGGAGAUUGACUUUAACACAGGAAAGGCUAGGUCAUUCUCUAGUGGUAUUUUCCCAACAUUCCUGCCUCUUGCAGUGUUGCUCAAUUGUGUUUUGUUCUUUGUGCCUUUCCUGGAUCAUGGUGUUAAUAAGAAAAGACUUGAUAAACUGAGAAGUCUAAUGACAUCAGCAGUUGGCGUAGAUACGGAGGAACAAUCCUUAAUAACCAAUGAACAUUGA